AUGCACACGGUGCAGAAGGACACCACGUUCACCAAGAUCUUCGUCGGGGGGCUGCCCUACCACACCACGGACUCCUCCCUCAGGAAGUACUUCGAGGUGUUCGGCGACAUCGAGGAGGCCGUGGUGAUCACGGACCGGCAGACGGGCAAAUCCCGCGGAUAUGGUUUUGUGACCAUGGCGGACCGAGCCGCUGCUGAACGGGCAUGCAAAGACCCCAACCCCAUCAUCGAUGGCAGGAAAGCGAAUGUGAACCUGGCGUAUUUGGGAGCAAAACCACGGAGUAUUCAAACUGGUUUUACCAUAGGUGUGCAGCAGCUACAUCCAGCUUUUAUUCAGAGACCCUUUGGGCUCACGCCGCACUAUGUUUACCCUCAAGCUAUCAUCCAGCCCAGCGUGGUGAUCCCUACCCCCGUGCAGUCUAUCACGUCUCCCUACAUCGACUACACCACGGCGAGCCAGGCCUACUCGCAGUACACCACCGCUGCCUACGACCAGUACCCGUACGCUGCCUCUCCCGCCGCAUACGGCUACACGGGCGCCGUGCAGCCCCCGCUCACGGCCAGCAACCCCGCGGCGCCCGCCACCGCCUUCGUGCAGCAGCAGCCGCAGCAGCUGCAGCCCGACCGCAUGCAGUGAGCGCUGCCCGCGCGCUCAGGACAGUCCUCCGCCGGGGAAGGAUGCGACUGUGACGGCAAAAGGAGGAAAAGUACAACAGGA
Molecule: messenger RNA, 717 nt
Organism: Tinamus guttatus (white-throated tinamou)
Lineage: Eukaryota; Metazoa; Chordata; Aves; Tinamiformes; Tinamidae
Gene: RBM38
Product: RNA binding motif protein 38
Biological process (GO): regulation of RNA splicing
Cellular component (GO): cytosol; nucleus
Molecular function (GO): mRNA 3'-UTR binding
Source: RefSeq, a predicted model, not a curated record